AUGAGCCGGCUUCGGGCCACCAGGACUGGACUUGUCAUGUGCGCAGUCAUCUGCGUCUGCGUCUUUCUGUAUUUCAGGAACCCGGAUCCCGAGGACCUGCAGGAGGAGCCCACAUACCCCCUGGCGGUGGAGUGUGGCUUUUACCCUGACGAGCUGUGCUCAGCUCUCUUCCACGGGAAGGGGGCGGCCCCGCAGGUGGCCAAGUUCUGUAAGAAUCCCCAUGGCUCUGAAAUCCUGGCUCACUUCCACGGCCCAGGAAACUGCUCCCGGCUGUUGGAGGGCUUGCGCUUCAUCACCAGACCCCUGUCUGCAGAGGAGGGCAACUUCUCCUUGGCUUAUAUUGUGACCGCGCGCACAGAGCUGGCCAUGUUCGUGCGUCUUCUGAGAGCUAUUUAUGCCCCUCAAAACGUCUACUGCAUUCACAUCGACGCAAAGGCCUCUAAGAAGUUCAAGGCGGCCGUGCAGACUCUGGUCAGCUGCUUUGGGAACAUGUUCACUGCUUCCAAGGUGGUUUCUGCUGGCCUGACAAGGCUACAGGCAGACCUUAACUGCAUGGAAGAGCUGGUCCACUCCAGAUUCCCAUGGAACUAUGUCCUUAAUCUCUGUGGCCAGGAUUUCCCAGUCAAAACCAACAAGGAGAUCGUGCACUACCUCAGAAGCAAAUGGGAUGGUAAGAAUAUCACCCCUGGAGUGGCCCAGCCCCCGCAGGGUGCCAGGCCCAAUGCCAACCGCAGCCACGGCCAACUCACCCCAGAAACAAGCAUCUACGAGCCUCCAAACGAGAGCUUCCAGGCCAAGCCACCCCACAGCCUGCAGCUCUACUUCGGGAGUGCACACUACGUGCUGACAAGGAGGUUUGCCGAGUUUGUCUUGACAGACGUCCGAGCCAAAGACCUGCUUCGAUGGUGCAAAGGCAUCCACAGCCCAGAGCGACACUACUGGGUGACCCUGAACCGAGUCCGAGAUGCUCCAGGAGCAACACCAGAUGCUGGCUGGGAAGGGGACGUUCGAGCCAUUAAAUGGAAACAGGAGGAAGGAAGCACUCACGACGGCUGCAAAGGCCACUACGUCCAGGACACCUGCGUCUACGGGCCCGGGGACUUGCCGUGGGUCAUCCGAUCACCUUCUCUGUUCGCCAACAAAUUCGAGUCGUCCAAGGACUCCCUGGCAGUAACCUGUUUGGAGAGGCGGCACCGGCUCAAAGUCCUCGGGCAGGCAGAGGGGCCUGUGGACCCCCACUGGCACUUCCAGCAGGAUUCCGACUUCAACAUGAAGCUGAGUCACUGA
This is a messenger RNA of Echinops telfairi (small Madagascar hedgehog), 1287 nucleotides long. RefSeq names its product beta-1,3-galactosyl-O-glycosyl-glycoprotein beta-1,6-N-acetylglucosaminyltransferase 7. NCBI's taxonomy places the organism in Eukaryota, Metazoa, Chordata, Mammalia, Afrosoricida, Tenrecidae. Gene Ontology annotation, cellular component: membrane. The transcript has 3 exons. Gene Ontology annotation, molecular function: acetylglucosaminyltransferase activity. The coding region runs from base 1 to 1287 and encodes 428 amino acids. The record is from RefSeq and is a predicted model, not a curated record.